GGCGCGUAGGUGCCCUCCAAGCCGUAAUUGGUGCCUUAUCAUUCUCUGAGCGGGGUAUUUUGGCUAGGGGCUGCUGCGAACGCCUCUUCUGUCGCCAUGGCCCGGCAUCGGAAUGUUCGAGGCUAUAACUACGACGAAGAUUUUGAAGAUGAUGAUGUCUAUGGCCAAUCAGUAGAAGAUGAUUAUUGCAUUUCCCCAUCAACAGCGGCUCAAUUUAUUUACUCCAGACGUGACAAAUCUGCUGUUGAACCAGGAGAAGAAUAUGAUUAUGGAGAUCAGAAAGACUCAUCCAGUUCCCUUUCAAACCAUCAAUUAAGUGCUGUCGAUCAAGCUCGUCUUUACUCAUGCCUUGAUUACAUGAGAGAGAUUCUUGGAGAAGCUGUGCCAGAUGAAAUGUUGGUUGAAGCAGUUCUCCAAAACAAAUUUGAUGUGCAGAAGGCCAUGGCUGUGCUUCUGGAGCCAGAUAAAAUACAGAACCUGAAGGUCAAGAGUGAGGGGGCAAGAUCUACAGGAAAGAUAGCAAAAGGAAAAUCAGUAGAUUCCCAGUCAUCUAGAAGUGAUUCAGAAAUUGUGCCAAAAGUUGCUAAAAUGACUGUCUCUGGAAAGAAGCAGACUAUGGGAUUUGAAGUGCCUGGACUUACUGCGGAGGAAAAUGGUCACAGUUUCCACACACCUCAAAAAGGACCUCACAGUGAAGAUACCAGCAUUGCUUCUUCUGAUGUCCUCGAGACUGUUUCUAAAUCGGUCCCUUCAGCCCACACCAUGCAGGCUUCCGAAGAGCAGAGUUCAACUCCCACACCCGUGAAAAGGUCUAGCAAACUGAAGCAGCAGAUAGAUGUGAAAGCAGAACUGGAGAGCCGGCAAGGGGGGAAGCAGCUCCUCAACUUAGUGGUCAUUGGUCAUGUUGAUGCUGGGAAAAGUACUCUGAUGGGCCAUAUGCUUUAUCUUCUGGGUAAUGUAAACAAAAGAACUAUGCAUAAGUAUGAACAAGAGUCUAAAAAGGCUGGCAAAGCUUCGUUUGCAUAUGCAUGGGUCUUGGAUGAGACUGGCGAAGAAAGGGAAAGGGGAGUUACCAUGGAUGUUGGUAUGAUGAAGUUUGAGACCAAAACCAAAAUGAUUACACUAAUGGAUGCUCCAGGACAUAAGGAUUUCAUUCCAAACAUGAUAACCGGAGCGGCUCAGGCAGAUGUGGCUGUGUUAGUUGUGGAUGCCAGCCGGGGAGAGUUCGAGGCCGGCUUUGAGACUGGAGGACAAACUCGAGAGCAUGGGCUCCUGGUCCGUUCUCUGGGAGUGACUCAACUUGCAGUCGCAAUCAAUAAAAUGGAUCAGGUUAAUUGGCAACAAGAAAGGUUUCAAGAGAUUACUGGAAAGCUUGGGCAUUUUCUAAAGCAAGCGGGUUUUAAGGAGAGUGAUGUAGCAUUUAUACCUACAAGUGGUCUGAGUGGUGAAAACCUCAUUAGGAGAUCUCAAUCAGGUGAACUCAUGCAAUGGUAUAAAGGACUGUGCCUGUUAGAACAAAUUGAUUCCUUCAAGCCUCCUCAACGAUCCAUUGACAAACCUUUUAGGUUGUGUGUCUCGGAUGUUUUCAAAGAUCAAGGAUCAGGAUUCUGCGUAACUGGCAAAAUUGAAGCUGGUUAUAUCCAGACUGGUGACCGGCUACUGGCAAUGCCUCCUAAUGAAACCUGUACGGCAAAAGGAAUCACUCUGCACGAUGAACCUGUCGAUUGGGCGGCAGCCGGAGACCAUGUUAGUCUUACGUUGGUUGGGAUGGAUAUCAUCAAAAUCAAUGUUGGCUGCGUGUUUUGUGGCCCCAAAGAUCCCAUUAAAGCUUGCACUCGCUUCCGAGCCCGAAUCCUCAUCUUUAAUAUUGAAAUUCCCAUCACUAAAGGAUUUCCUGUGCUGUUACACUACCAAACUGUCAGUGAGCCCGCCGUUAUUAAAAGAUUGAUCAGCGUCUUAAACAAAACCACGGGCGAAGUCACCAAGAAGAAGCCUAAGUUACUGACCAAGGGCCAGAAUGCAUUGGUGGAGCUACAGACACAAAGACCGAUUGCUCUGGAGCUGUACAAAGACUUUAAAGAACUGGGGCGGUUCAUGCUGCGUUACAGCGGGUCUACAAUAGCUGCUGGUGUCGUCACCGAGAUCAAAGAAUGAUGGGCCAGAAUUCCUGUCUGUUACCACAUGCAGUGACACGGCAAACCUCAACUUUUAAAAGGCUCCAGUGAUAACGUAGUGAAAGGAACAAGGUGCAGUUGAUAACUUUUAGAUGGGAGAAAAGUAAAGCGCCAUCCUCAGCUACAAGGAUGAAUUAAUGAUCACGCCGGCAAAAAAAAAAAAAAAUUUAAGUUGUCAACUGGCAAAGAAAGGCUAAUAUUGCACUAUCAUUUGAAAGGAAAACAAUUUUUUUCUUUUGAGAUUUUAGUGAAUGGAUCUCCCUUACUGCGAUUUAUGGAAACUGUCAGAAAAAAAUAUAUUAGAAGAUAUCAAAUUAUCAUGAAAUGAACUCUACUUUAGCAAAACCACAUGUUUACAAUUUUCUCUCUUGUUUUUCAAUUUUACUGUGUACUUUUUAAGGAAAAGUAACUAAAUUGUAUUGUUGAGGUAGUUAAUAUUUAACCUGUUUUGUGUGGAGCUUAGAAUGUGACAAAAAAGCUUUUGAAAUCUGGAUUGGGAAUUAAUGGAAGCUGUUUGUUGGGAACUGAGCUAUUUGCGAUUUAAAGCUUAUAAUAAAAUGCCUUAGCAGUUUGAGCAUAA
Echinops telfairi (small Madagascar hedgehog) is the source of this 2754-nucleotide messenger RNA. It is a transcript of the gene HBS1L, whose product is annotated as HBS1 like translational GTPase. Lineage: Eukaryota; Metazoa; Chordata; Mammalia; Afrosoricida; Tenrecidae. Gene Ontology annotation, molecular function: GTPase activity; GTP binding. Gene Ontology annotation, biological process: translation. The coding region runs from base 97 to 2154 and encodes 685 amino acids. The record is from RefSeq and is a predicted model, not a curated record. The transcript is spliced from 18 exons.